CUCUGUUCGGCUUUCCAGACGGAGCUGCACUGUGCAGGACCACUGACACAGCUUAUUUGAAAAGGACACAUAUACACAUUCACACACGCAAACAACACUGUCCCUCCCACAGGCCUUUCACCAUAUUUCCUGUGUAAUCUAACAAGAGCCUUUGAAAAACAUGCACUUCAACUGUUAGAGUAUGUGAUGACCAGUCACUCACGGUGCUGUGAGAAUGAGAUCUCUCUUGCUGAUAGGCAUUGUGGGAUUAUGUAUCCUAACAACUGUGAUUUCCCUGAAAAUUUGUGCCUUUAAUGUCCAAAGCUUUGGAGAAGCAAAAGCCAACAACAAAAAAGUGAUGAGGAUUUUGACAAAGAUAUUUUCCCGCUGUGAUCUCACUUUGAUCCAGGAAGUGCGAGACUCCAAAGGUAAAGCCAUUCCUGCACUGCUUAAGAACCUAAACAGGUUUGAAAAAAACAAUGUGUACUCUCAUUUAGAGAGUCAAAGACUGGGAAAGAACACAUACAAAGAGCAGUAUGUUUAUAUUUAUAGGAAAGAUGUAUUGCAGGUCCAGGAGCAAGCCUAUUAUCACGAACUGAAACAGUCAGAGCUCAAUGACACAGAAAUGUUCUCUAGAGAACCAUUCAUCAUAAGGAUCCACUCACCCACAACCUAUGUAAAAAACUUUAUUAUCAUUGGUCAUCACUCAUGUCCAAAGAAAGCCAUGAAUGAGAUGGAAGAACUUUUUGAAGUCUUUCAAGCUGUCAGAAAGAAGUGGAAAACUGAGGCCUGAAGAAACUAAGACUAAGAAAUGACCCAAAGUAUCUCUGGUUGAUUACUGAUGAACAGGACACCACUGUUCGUGACAAAACACACUGUGCUUAUG
Molecule: messenger RNA, 865 nt
Organism: Tachysurus vachellii
Lineage: Eukaryota; Metazoa; Chordata; Actinopteri; Siluriformes; Bagridae
Gene: dnase1l1l
Product: deoxyribonuclease I-like 1-like
Exons: 7
Coding region: 215-772 (185 amino acids)
Biological process (GO): DNA catabolic process
Cellular component (GO): nucleus
Molecular function (GO): DNA nuclease activity
Source: RefSeq, a predicted model, not a curated record